GAUUCUUAAAACCAUGAAUAUUAAACAAUUGCAGACAAUAUUUUGUACAAUAAUUAAAUGUACCGUUAAAUAAUAUUUUUGAAUAAAAAAUUUGAUAUAAAUACGAAAGAUUUAUAGAUUUAAAUUUUAGUGUCAAUCCGUCAGCCAUUAUGGUACAUACAAAAUAUUAUAAUUAUAAUAAUAUCGUUCGAUACAUACCGUGUGCUAUUAUGUUUGUCCCGUGAUAAUAAAAUUUAUCACGAAAUCAACUUUUCUGGUUUACCGCAUCUCCGAUCUAUCGCGAGGUACGCCGCAUAUUUCGUAAUAAUAAAUAUUACUGUACUCAGCAUUUGAAGAUAUCUGAAAAACAAUAUGACAUUUCUUCUGUCACACGCUGUCGUCUCUGUAUUCGUCUUCACGGUUCUGUUGAAUUUCUUCUGCUUGGAUCCUAUCAAUUCGAUGCAAACUGGCCAUAAUUACACGGUGUGUGAGGAUUGCAUAACUUCGGAUUGCCACCAACAGGAACAUCACAAUUGCACGGUCAAUCCAGACAAUACGUUCGCGUGUUUCACGUGUGCCAGCGAUAUUCAUGGCAAUAGUCAGUUCUUCUCUGUAGAUGGUUGCAAGUUAAGCUGUAAGACCGAGUGUCUGUGUGACGGCGCGUGUUACGUGUGCGUUGGUGACACCUCUGUAACCGAUACGUCCAUGUUUGUAUGCGCAUUCCCAACCUAUCAGGUGGACGAUAGUUGCAAUCAGUCUCCGUACAAACCUUCUGAUAAUACUUCAAUAUCAUAAUAUGUUUAAACUAUGAUUAUAAUCGGGUUCUCAAAAAGUGAACACCGACUCCAACGUUCCAAGUUGAAAUUUUAAAUCAGGGUUUCAAACAUAGUUUAGGUGGUCAACGCGGCUCAUCACAGUGUUUCACAAAGUUGUCCAUAAUAUUUGAAUCCUACCAUCGGCCGCCAGUGCUAACUUUUUGUGAGCCCCAGACUAUAGUGUUUUAAAAAAAAUUAAUUGUCAUUAUAUUAUAUUAUAAAUACAUUUGAUCAUCAUUUUAAUACCACUA
Messenger RNA from Rhopalosiphum padi (bird cherry-oat aphid), 1045 nucleotides. RefSeq lists its product as uncharacterized. Bases 352 to 774 code for a protein of 140 amino acids. NCBI's taxonomy places the organism in Eukaryota, Metazoa, Arthropoda, Insecta, Hemiptera, Aphididae. The transcript has a single exon. The record is from RefSeq and is a predicted model, not a curated record.